UGUUUUGUUUUGUUUUGCUUAUUUUAUCGUGCUUCUGAAGAGAAUAACUUGGAACAAUGUUUUUCAUCCUUCUGGUUGUUUCUUUGAUGAGUUUUCUACAUGACUUCCAUGUCUCCAGUUGUGAUGAAAACUGUCCAGAUAAACCUGUGUUCAACCCAUCCAGACUGGUAGUGAAGUAUGGUGACCCAGUCUCUGUCACAUGCUCGAUAUGCCAGUCUUACCAAGACUAUUAUUUGGAGUUGGUAAACUAUAUGGGAAACCAUACAAGAAAUAGAACCACAAUUUUAUGGGAGGUUGAAAACAUGACUGAAUGGAGGACAUUAACCAAAUGCUGUCAUAUUAAUGCUACUGAUUACUGUUGUUGUAGCAAGCUGCCUAUAACUGUGUACAAGCCUCCAGACAAUGUGUCCUUCAGCUUUAGGAAUCACUCUGGACCGUUGUUAGAGGGUCAUCAGUACACUCUGCAGUGUGAAGUACACAACGUUGCUCCUGUUGAAAACCUCAUUGUGACCUUCUACAGAGGACAGACAGCACUGGGUCAACUACAGUCCAACAACAUAGAGAAGAAACCAGUGACUGAGAUCUUCACUCUGAGCUUCAACACCAAAAAAGAAGAUGAUGGAGUCCAGUAUUGGUGUGAGGCCAAACUGGAACUGGGACCUGAAGGACCACAGCCCCCUCCAGUGGUGACGUCAGAAAAACUCAGUGCCACUGUGAACAGUACUCCGGCCCCUGGGACUAACCCCAGUACCAGUUCCACACUGAUUCCCAGCUUCAAACCACCAGACAGUGUGUCCAUCGGCUUUAAUUAUGGGCAGAUGCGUAAAUACGGGCAGUUCAGUCUGCUGUGUAAAGUACAUAAAGCUGCUCUUGUUGAAAACCUCACUGUGACCUUCUACAGAGGACAGACAGCACUGGGUCAACUACAGUCCAACAACACAGAGAAGAAACCAGUGACUGAGAUCCUCACUCUGAGCAUCAACACCAGUAAAGAAGAUGAUGGAGUCCAGUACUGGUGUGAAGCCAAACUGGAACUAGGACCUGAAGGACCACAGCCCCCUCUAGUGCUGACAUCAGAAAAAUUCAGUUCCCCUUGGACCAUACCCAGUACCAGUUCAACACCUAUUCCCAGCUUCAGUAUGUGUUUCAUGCUUUUAUUCUUUUCUCUGGUUUGAAUUCAUUCACACAGUUAUUAAGAGGCAGUUUGUUUCCAGAGCUGUAACAUGAACAGUCACUCUCCUGUAUAGCUUAUAUCUGCUGUGCACAAGUUGUUUUCACAAUGAAGUACUGAUAAUCAACCAUUAGAGUGCUGUAGUUUGUAAUCUACAACAUGAGCAAUGUUUGAAGUAAUAAUAAUGGAUUUUAUGCAUGCUAAUUCACUUAAAUGCAACAUGCAAUGAUUCCUGUUCAAGUAGACUGACAGUUACUUGAACUCAAGGUAAAAAUUCUCUUGUCAAAUCAUUUGAAAUCACAAUCAUGGUAUAUCUAAUAUACACAUACAUUAUUCUUCAAGCCUGUUUCCUCUCAUUACACAUGUAAAACAAAAACUUCAAUAAGUCUGUGACAGUUUGUGGUAGUUGUUAAAACUGAACACAUCACUGGGAAAAAAUGACAACUUGAUAUAAUAUUUGUUGCACUUCCACUUCAAGACUGUACAAGACUGCAAUUGCAAAUAAUGUUUUUCUGUUUAAUGAGAUUUGAUGAGGCUUCCAUGUGUCCUUCACAUCUCCCUCAGUCUCCUGUUAACUUUGCUUCAGCUUUUAAGGUGGGAGAAAUGACAUCUGUAUCAUUCUUACUGUUAAAGUGUAAUGUAACCUGAACUGUUAAAUUGAAGUAUUAGUUGUAGAAUCAGAUUUGUAUUUCAUGGAUUCUUUCUCUACUUUGAAUGGAGAUGUUUUCUCCUUUGACUUUUGACCUAUAUUUUUCUGGUUUCUGCCUCUUGAUUUCUUGAUUAUGUGGACAUGGUUUUGUAUCAGGUCUUCCUUAAAUUGGCCUUAAGAUGAUUUGUAACUCCUGUCCUAGUAUAGGCUGUUAUUGAAAUGCAUUUAAACUAAAUAAACUAUGCUUUAUUUUAGAUUUUCUUUCUCUUUUUUAGGCUGAGUCAGAGAAGAUAAAAAAUAUGUGUAUUAUGGAAAGUACCCUUUAAAAUGAAUAUGGAGGGAGAAACUUCUAAAGGUGUCUUAUCUUAUCUGCAGCUGUACAAUGCAGCACUUUCAUUUCCACAAGUUAUGAACUUGUGGAAGAAAUUACAGUGGAAAGAAUUCAGACAGGAUGUAUUAUACGAAAACAGGUAACAAUGAUAACAUUGUUCUACUGCAGUAGAAAAUCUGAGGGAGUGAAUUCUUAAAGUGCAUUCAUUCUCUGAGUGGGUUUUUUUUUAUCGUGCUUCUGAAGAGAAUA
This is a messenger RNA of Lates calcarifer (barramundi perch), 2400 nucleotides long. RefSeq lists its product as uncharacterized. Gene Ontology annotation, molecular function: integrin binding. The coding region runs from base 57 to 1175 and encodes 372 amino acids. The record is from RefSeq and is a predicted model, not a curated record. Gene Ontology annotation, biological process: cell-cell adhesion. Gene Ontology annotation, cellular component: membrane. Lineage: Eukaryota; Metazoa; Chordata; Actinopteri; Centropomidae. The transcript is spliced from 4 exons.